Molecule: messenger RNA, 2859 nt
Organism: Rhizoctonia solani
Lineage: Eukaryota; Fungi; Basidiomycota; Agaricomycetes; Cantharellales; Ceratobasidiaceae
Product: coatomer subunit beta
Exons: 18
Coding region: 1-2859 (952 amino acids)
Biological process (GO): intracellular protein transport; intra-Golgi vesicle-mediated transport; endoplasmic reticulum to Golgi vesicle-mediated transport
Cellular component (GO): cytoplasm; COPI vesicle coat
Molecular function (GO): structural molecule activity
Source: RefSeq, a predicted model, not a curated record
AUGGCCUCUACGAUCGCCGAGCAGACGUGCUACACUGUAGUACGCGAGGACACGUCCGAGGGUCCCACUAGUCAAGAAUUAAGAAAUGCACUACAAAAAGGAACAGAUGAAACUAAGCUGGAGACGCUGAGGACGAUUAUCAUAUCGACGCUCAAUGGAAACCCUCAUCCCACGCUACUAAUGCCAAUUAUUCAAUAUGUACUGCCAUCUAAGAGCAAACAACUCAAGAAAAUGUUGCACUUUUACUGGGAGAUAUGCCCAAAGCACGACGAAAACGGGAAACUCAAGCAGGAGAUGAUUCUCGUAUGCAAUGCCAUCCGAAAUGAUCUUCAACACCCCAACGAAUAUAUCCGUGGUGCAACCCUCCGCUCGCUCCAGAAACUCACAGACGCAGAGCUGCUUGAACCAUUGAUACCCACCCUUCGCACAUGUCUUGAGCAUCGUCACUCGUAUGUGCGCAAAAAUGCUGUGUUCGCGGUCUAUACCACGUACAGGCAACACGAGCAACUAAUCCCCGACGCGCCGGAACUCAUCGAGACUUUCCUCACUGCCGAGUCUGAUUCGACGUGUAAGCGAAAUGCGUUUGUAUUCCUGAGCCAAUGUGCGACAGAAAGUGCGGUCGAAUGGCUGGUCAAGAAUGCGGAUUCUAUCGAGAGCAUGGACGAAUUGCUGCAAAUGGCUGCAAUCGAGCUUAUCAGGAAGGAUAGCUCAAGGCCAGGCGCUGAUGCAUCCUUGAGGGCAACCAAGAUAUAUCCCGUCAAAUACGAUGCAGCGACCACUCUCACCUCGCUUACCCAAAACCCAGCAGCAGUCAAGGCAACCGCUCAAUGUUUCAUUGACCUGGUUGCCCGUGAGUCCGACAACAACGUCAAAUUAAUCGUCCUCGACCGUCUCGAGGUCUUGCACUCGAAACAUCAGCAUGUCUUGGACCCACUCGUGAUGGACUUGUUGAGGGUACUACAGAGCCCGGAUCUGGACGUGCGUCGUAAAUGCUUGGGAAUCGCAUUGGGAAUGGUUACGAGCCGGAAUGUCGAAGAGGUUGUUGGGUUGCUGAAGAAGGCUCUGGCGAGGACCACAGAAGCCGAGGCCGAAAAGACGCCUGGGACGACCGAGUACCGCCAACUCCUCAUUCAAUCCAUCCACGUAUGCGCGAUCAAAUUCUCAGAGGUCGCCGCGAGCGUUGUGCAUGCACUCAUGGAAUUCCUUGGAGACACGAACAAUCCGGCUGCAGUCGAUGUCGUCGCGUUCGUUCGAGAAGUCGUUGAGAAAUUCCCUAAUCUGCGUGGAGCGAUCACUUCUCGCCUCCUCGAAACCUUUUCAGAGAUCAAGUCCGGGAAAGUCUUCCGCGGUGGCUUGUGGAUUGUGGGAGAAUACUGUUCGGGUGCAUCUGAAAUCGAGAGCGUCUUUGAGAAGAUCCGAGAAGUCUUGGGCGAGAUUCCUAUUUUGGCUGCAGAGCAGCGCCUCCUGGAUGCAGCGACUGCCGCCGCUGCGGAGGAUGAUACCGACAAGGACAAAAAGGAAUCCACUAAAUCUAGCGCGCCGAGGAUCUUGGCGGAUGGGACUUACGCGACCGAGACCGCGUAUUCUAAUACUGGAGCACGCCUCGAAGCUGUGAAGAACGCGAAUAAGCCUCCUCUACGAGCAUUAAUUUUGGGCGGAGAUUUUUACACCGGCUCGGUUUUGGCAGCUACGUUGACCAAGCUAGUCCUGAGGUAUGGAGAGGCAGAGGGUGUGGAUGUGAAGAGGGCCAACUCUCUCCGUGCAGAGGCAAUGUUGAUCAUGACUUCUCUGAUCCGAGUUGGCCAAAGCCAAUUCGUGACGGUCCCGAUCGACGAGGAUUCACAAGAACGCAUCAUGAAUUGCGUACAAACAUUAGCUUCCACUGAGCUCGCCAAGAAUACCCGAGUUAAGGAAAUGUUCUUGAAAGACACCAAGGCGGCGUAUGCCAAGAUGGUUGCACAUGAGGAGAAAAAAGCUGCGGAGAAGAAGGCGCGCGAUACGAAGAAGACUGCUAUCCAGGCGGAUGACCUCAUCACAUUUAGGCAAUUCACGAAAAAGGCUACGAAUGAAGGAUUGGACGACUAUGAACUUGAAGUCAGCCGUGCGACCGGAGCUGCCGAAGUUGGAGGCAGUAUAAUCUCCAAUCUCAGUCGGGUAGUACAGCUUACUGGGUUCUCCGAUCCUGUAUAUGCGGAGGCGUACGUCAAGAUCCAAGGAUUCGACAUUCUCCUUGACGUGCUGAUCGUAAAUCAAACAACUGAUACUCUUCAAAAUCUCGUUAUUGAAUUUGCCACGCUCGGAGAUGUCAAGCUGGUUGAGCGACCAACAACCCAUACCUUGGGCCCACACAGCUUCCAUAGCGUCAAGGCCACAAUCAAAGUCUCCUCCACCGAAACGGGCGUGAUUUUCGGCAACAUUAUCUGGGAGGCUGGCACUUCUGAGACCUGUGUGGUGCUUAAUGAUAUACAUAUUGAUAUCAUGGAUUACAUUAAGCCUGCUUAUUGCAACGAAGCUCAGUUCCGCAGCAUGUGGACAGAAUUCGAAUGGGAGAACAGGGUGAACGUGAACACUACUAUCACUGAUCUGAGAACAUACUUGAACCAUAUUAUGAAAUCAACGAACAUGUCCUGCCUUACUCCCGAAGCGGCCCUUUCGGGAGAUUGCGACUUCCUUUCGGCGAACAUGUAUGCGCGGUCUUUGUUCGGUGAGGAUGCGCUGGCGAAUCUCAGUAUCGAGAAGAUCGAAGGCACCGGAAAUAUCCAAGGACACGUGCGUAUUAGGAGUAAAACCCAGGGAAUUGCAUUGUCGCUGGGCGACAAGAUCACUCUCGCUCAAAAGGAGGUCGCACCACUUGCAUAA